Molecule: messenger RNA, 939 nt
Organism: Acanthosepion pharaonis
Lineage: Eukaryota; Metazoa; Mollusca; Cephalopoda; Sepiida; Sepiidae
Source: the annotation of a GenBank genome assembly
AUGUUUUUUAUUUAUUAUAUCCUUCUCUCUCUUUCUCUUUCUUCUUUUCUUUCAAUCUAUUUUCCCCCACGCUUUUAUCCUUGUCUUUCUCUGUCCACUUCCCUUGCUUUUUGUCUUCAUUCUCCUCUUCUUCUAGUUUAUUCUGUUAUCAUUAUCGACAUUUUUUUUCUUUUUUCUUCUUUUUUUUUUCACGCUGCAUUCAUCUUUCUUUUCGUUCUUUUACUUUUUUCAUCACCUAUUUUCUUUCCAUUUCUCUCUCUCUCUCUCUCUCUCUCUCUCACACACACACACACACUAUUUCUACUUAUUCUCUCUCUUUCCUUCUGCUCUAUUUUUCUCUUUUUUCACACCUCUCUCUUUCUAAUCACCGUUUUUCUCUCUUUCUUGUCUCUUUCUUCUUCUUCUUUUUCUUCUUUUUCUUCUUUUUUUUCUUCUUCUUCUUCUUCUUUUCUCUUUUUUCUCCCUUUCUCAUCGGUCUCUUUAUUUCUUCCCUACUUUCUUGAUUUCCAUCGCAUUCUUUUUCCCUCUUUCUCUCUUUCUCCUCCCUUUUUUUUCUUCCCCCCCCCCUCUCUCUCUCUCUCUCUCUCUCUCUCUCACUCUCUCUUCCUUCUUUUUUUUCCCGCUUUCUCUGAUACGUUUUUCUUUUUUUUACCCCUCAUCAUUUUCGUUUAUGUUUUCUUAUUUUUCAUAUUUCUAUCUUUUUAUUUUGUAUUUCAUUAUUUCCUUCUAUUUUCCUUCUAUUUUUCUUCUACUCCUCUUUCUACUUCUCUUUCUACUUUUCUUCAAUUCUCCCAACUUCCUAGCUGGUCCUUUCUAAUCAAACCUAUCUAUCUAUCUAUCUAUCUAUCUAUCUAUCUAUUACAGACUCUUCAUUAUCUAUCUAUCUAUCUAUCUAUCUAUCUAUCUAUCUAUCUAUCUAUCUCUCAUUCUUCUAGUUAA